AUGCUUACCGUGCCGCACCUCGAGAGGGGCAGGCGCCAGGCUAAUCGCAAGGCUUGGCUCGCGGCGGCCGCUCUCUUUUUUUUUGCAGCCGUCUGCGUCAUUGCGAGCGGCGCGGUGACACCGCCACGGCAGACGAAUGAUCACUCCGCUGCAGACGAGAACGCAGCUGCACAGCAAGCUGUCGCUACAGAUUUCGCUUCCGCGCUGGACACCCUUCAGAAGACGCAACAGGCGCAGGACGCGUACAUCUCGUCGAUGGACUCGCAGUACCAAGCACACGACACCGGCGGCGGCCCUGGCCUCAAGGGCGAUAUGAUGCCCGCCGGCUCGGGCCUCGACGACAAAGGGACCGAGGCUGCCACGGUUGAGUACAUGCGGCUGCAGGACGGGACGCAGCGCAACAUGAUCGACGCGACGCGCCGCUUCGCCACAGGCGCCCCACUCGCUUCUCCUCUAGAGCCACUAAGAAGGGAUCGGAGCCGGGAGGAGGUGGACGCGAUGAUGGAGGGCGAGGGCGUCGAGUCAAAGACGGGCUCCGCGAUGCACUCGAGCGAGCGCCCCUCUCCGUUGGCCGACGAGAGAGGCGCGGGCAAGGCCCUCGGCGCCGCGGCCUACGCCAACGUCGAGCAGGCGGAGCACUCCGUCGAGCAGAGCCUCGGCUUCGCGCCGCCGGACGAGAAGCGGCACCGAGCUCACCCGGCCGCCGCUUCUCCAGCCGGCGAGUCGCUCCAAGUGUCGCUCCACUCCCCGCCCGCCGCGCGAGCUGCGCCGGCCGAGAAGAAGAUGUACUCGCCGGCCGAGUGCUACGGCGACCAGGCGGGCUGCAGCCAGCGGCUGGAAGAGCACCCGGCCGACCUCGUGGGCGGCCACACCAACGCCGUCAUCCUCGCGUCGGUCGCCGGGUUCGCCGCCGGAGGAGGGCCGCUCUCCGGCGGGGCGGCGGGCCUCCUGGCCAACACCGUCCUGGCGGAGGACGAGGACCCGCCGCCCGCGCCGACACGGGGCGGGCUCACGUGCGGCGGCUCGUGCGAGUACGGCGGCGGCACCCCCGGCCGCUGCGCGCCAAAGGAAGACGCCGCGGCGGGAGCCGCCCGGUUUUGCUUCCAAGACCGGCGGUAGAGCGGUAGGAGCCGAAGGACGGCAGCCGAUCGAUGGCAUGCCCGGUCGCCGACGCACCGAGCAUCGGCAAGCAUCACAUCAAGCUCAAGCCGAGCUGGCAUCGAGAGGUGCAUUCCCUUCUCAGACACGCCCAUGACAUGACAUGCGAGCAUGUCUCUCCCACGGGGUGCACAUACAUGUCCACACAUGGUGCAUGCGCAUGGCACACAUCAAUCAUGAUGCCUCAUUUCAUUGAUUACGUGGGCCUGCGGGUGCACACUGAGCCGUGGGUGCCCAUGCACACCCCCCGACACAUGCACACCCGCUCGCUCGUUACACGUGUAGCUCUAUUGACUAUUCUUGUCAUCAAGACUGGAUGGAGUGGACGCAUAUAAAGUUUUCUCUGGAUAAGCU
Molecule: messenger RNA, 1512 nt
Organism: Emiliania huxleyi CCMP1516
Lineage: Eukaryota; Haptophyta; Isochrysidales; Noelaerhabdaceae
Exons: 4
Coding region: 1-1119 (372 amino acids)
Source: RefSeq, a predicted model, not a curated record